GGCGACGGCGUGGGCGGUGCGGCAGCUGCACUACUCCCAGUUCCAGGACUGGGAAAACUUCCUGUACGUCGAGCCGCGCAUCCUGUCCGAGGCCGCCAAGUGGCUGACCCUGUACCAGAACGAGGACGGCUCCUUCUACGAGACCGAGGCGUACGAGUUCCCGCUCGACCAGAAGAUGGACCCGCGCUCCAAGAUCCCCGGCGAGACGAACCGCAAACGCUACGUGCCGCUCACCGCCCACGUGCUCAUCACGCUGCACGAGGUGCAGGAGAAGCUGCAGGGUGAGGCGAAGGCAGCAGUCGCCACCGCCAAGAUCCGCGCCAUGCAGUACCUGGAGCGCAGCCUGAACGUGCUGACCGACGCGUACGAGAUCACCAUCACGGCCUACGCGCUGACCGUCAGCAACAGCGUCGACCGCGAGGUGGCGUUCAUGAAGCUGCGCGAGGCGCGCCGCGAGAUCGAGGGCAUGUACUACUGGGCGCGCGACCCGCUCGAGACGAACCCGGUCAGCAAGGACGUCAACCAGCGGCCCUACGUGGAGCCCAAGAACGAACAGCCGUGGGACGCGCAGUCGGUGGAGGCGACGUCGUACGGCCUGCUGGUGUACCUGCUGCGAGACGGCGUCGGCAUCGACCAGGAGAAGAUGGUGAAAUGGCUCAACUCCAUGCGCAUGUUCGACGCCGCCUGGAUCUCCACCGUGGACAGCAUCAUGGCCAUGCAGGCGCUCACGGAGUACUCCUUCCGCGCGCGGCUGCGUGACAUUACCGACAUGCAAGUCUACAUCGAGACCUCCGGCCUGAGGAAUUUCCAGGAGGUGGUCCGCAUCACCAACAACGCCACCUCCGUCAUACCGGCUGUCGAACUUCCGCAAGUUUGGGGCCACAUCAACGUGGUGGGCCAGGGCGCUGGCCAAGCCGUGGUCCAGCUGGACCUCUCGUUCGGCAUCGACCGUGAGGACCUCAAGGACACGCCGCCCGUCAAGGCGUUCGACCUGACGGUGCGCGAGAACGCCCUGCAGGAGGCGCGGAACAAGUCUAUCAUCCACGUGGAGGCAUGCUUCCGAUGGGUGAACACGGACGAGUCGCCCGUCAGCGGCGCCACCAUCUUGGAGGUGGAGUUCCCCAGCGGGUACCGACUGGAUCAGCAGGUGGCCAAUGCCAACGUGCGCGCGUUCAAGCGCAGACCAAUGAACACUCUGAUGAACGGGAAAACGGCGCCAGAUAAGAUCUUCUGGUUCUUCGAUAAGGUUUACAGCAACUUCACUCAGUGCUACAACUGGACGAUUUUCCGCCGCUUCCUGGUGGCCAACUACACGGCCGUCAGGACCGCCUUCAUGUACGAGUACUUCGCGCCCGAGCGAUUCGAGAUGCAGAUCCUCAACUCGACCGAGCUGAACGUGAUCGACAUCUGCCAAGUGUGCGGCUCGUACCAGUGUCCCUACUGCCCGUGGUACAGUGGCGCCGCCUCGCUGGGACCCAGCCUGUUGCUAGUUGCGGCCGUGGCCUGCCAGAUGGCAGUACUGGCGCUGGGCGGGACGUCCCCGUCAGCGCGGUAGGGCUGGCCGCUGCGUCGUGUGAGCGAGAUUGUAUGGUGAGAAGGCGGGCUUCCCCCUGCUCGGCGCAGCCCCAGUCACUGGUUGCAUGCAGGACAAUGUGGUGUUAGCCGUGGUUUGCCUGUCAGGAGUCAUCACGCCUGAGCGUAUAAAAGCGCCACGUGUUCUGCGUUGGACAAUGGUAGACCGAGCGGCUGCGGUUGAUGCUGUGAAAACGCAUUCCAUGUGUUAUGGUUUACUCGUGUUUCGACAACAUACGGAUCUGAAACAGUGCUGGAGCGGGAGUGACUCCGUUCUGCACGAUGUCCACCGCUGGCCACAGAUCGGGGGCGUGUCCCGAGCGCGGUGGGCCGGUGGCAUUCAACUCCCUCGGCAGGUGCUCGACUCACACGUGAUGGUGCCGAAUCGGAGUGUCCCCAAAUCCAGCCGAUUCAGCACUGAAUGAUUUGAAUGCGAACAUGUCUUUUGCGUCGGCCAUUUUGAACGCCUUUUUAUGUAAUUUUUGUCAGUGUUUUAACAAUAUGAAUUUGUAAAUGUUUUAUAUGUCACAACGGUGCAGAGUGACAGGCGUAGGAUGUUAAUGGUUGAUCUGCAACUCUUCAAUCGAAGCGGGCUGAGGCAGAGGCUGGUCCUAAGAUGGUGAGCUUCAAGUCUCAGUGUACACAACACCAGAAUGAAAGCGACGCAUGACAUAACAGCAUAGCCGAACUGGUUCCGGCCUGGAUAACUAUUGUUAUUCUAUGGCUCUCAUAUUGUGAAUCAGGUCGGACACGACCAAGACGUCAGUGGAUAAUCUCCAACUGGACAAACAAACCCCCAACCCAUGAACGAGCCCUACAUCUGGUCUUGGCUCAUCCUAUCGUUGUUCACGCGCAGUGUUUCGUGUCACCGUCAACAACACGCAUAUCACGCAUCGAGCUGCUCGAACACCGCUCUGGUGAAAAACACGGUGGGUAAAUAAAUCACAGCUGAUAGUUGAGUGACACUACGUGAAUGGCAUGCAAUGCAAGUGCUGGUGGCCGUUUAUUUGCAAAUAUUGUUGGUAUGUUCAUCACAUCAAAUGAGCGAAACUUGCACUGAGAUAAUAAAAAAACCUCUG
This is a messenger RNA of Pollicipes pollicipes, 2651 nucleotides long. RefSeq names its product complement C3. Gene Ontology annotation, molecular function: endopeptidase inhibitor activity; protein binding. The record is from RefSeq and is a predicted model, not a curated record. NCBI's taxonomy places the organism in Eukaryota, Metazoa, Arthropoda, Thecostraca, Pollicipedomorpha, Pollicipedidae. Gene Ontology annotation, cellular component: extracellular region.